AUGGGCAACGAAGAACUUUCCGAGUUUGAAAAGCAGCGUCUAGCGAACAUCGCCGAACGCGAUGCGCUCCUUAAAAAGCUCACCAUGGACGCUCAGUCCUCUGGGCUUUUUCCGCCGAAGAUGCCGAAGCCCGCUGCGAAAGAUCAAUCGCGAUCGAAAAAGAAAAAGACACCCGUGAAGAAAAUCAAAGAGGAAGAUCUGCAGCCGCGCCGUACCUCCUCCCGGUUGAGGGGCAUCGCGGCAGAGAGCGAGGUCGCGAAACGCAAGCUGGAGGAAGAGACCGAGGCACAGCAGGCGGCGGAGAGAUUGAAGCGUGUCCGCAAGUCCGAUGACUUUGCCUUCAAUGAGAUGGUGGUAUAUGGACAGAAGUUGUCGGGAGAGAGUCUGAUUGGAGUGGAUGUGGUUACCAAAGGCGUGGCGAUGCCGUAUCAGCGGACGUUUGGAGAUGAUGAUAUCCAAAAGACGGCAGAUAAAGAUCUGAAAGCACUGCGGAAGGAAAUGAGCGAAUUGAAGCUCUGGGAAGCAUGGGAACCUAAUAGAAUCAAAGUCACCCCCGAACGAGUCUACACAAUGACCUUUCACCCAACAGAAACCAAACCCCUUAUAUUCGCCGGCGACAAACUAGGUAAUCUCGGUAUUCUAGACGCCUCGCAAGAGAGACCGAUCCCCAUCAAAUCCGAAACCGACGAAGAUGAAGACGACGAGGACCCGGACCCGAUCCUCACUACCGUCAAACCACAUACUCGCACCAUCAGCUCCAUGUACAUACAUCCCUCCAAACCCACCUCUCUGUAUACAGCCAGCUACGACAGCUCCAUCCGCGAAAUGGAUCUCGAAAAAUCUACCAGCGUCGAGAAAUAUGCCCCAGAAUCCACCUCGGACGACGUCCCAAUCUCCGGAAUCGACAUGGCCCUCGACGACCCCAACGUUCUCUACUGGACAACCCUAUACGGCGAAUUCGGACGUUACGACACGCGCGCUCCUCGCUCGAAACCGAACUCCGUCACAACAUGGCAACUCUCCGAGAAGAAGAUCGGCGGUUUCUCUCUCUACCCCACGCAGUCACAUUAUUUUGCGACGGCCAGUCUAGACCGCUCGAUGCGGUUGUGGGAUCUCCGGAUGCUGGAACGCAAGAAGGCGGACGUUGUACCUGUUGGAGAACAUUACAGUCGGCUCUCCGUUUCGCAUGCGGCUUUUAACAGUGCGGGGCAGAUUGCAACAUCAUCAUAUGAUGAUACGCUCAAAAUCUAUGAUCUGAAAGCCAAGGGGGUUGUAUCGUGGGAUGCUGGCCAUACACUUUCUGAGGAUGAGUUACGUCCGGACACGGUUGUGCGACACAACUGCCAGACGGGUAGAUGGGUUACUAUCCUACGUCCCCAGUGGCAACAGAACCCGCAGUCUUGUAUCCAGCGGUUUUGCAUUGGAAAUAUGAAUCGCUUUGUCGAUGUGUAUAGCGGCUCUGGGGACCAGCUUGCCCAGCUCGGUGGGGAUGGUAUCACAGCUGUGCCGGCUGUUGCUGUGUUCCAUCGCAGCAAGAACUGGGUUGCGGGUGGAACGGCCAGUGGGAAGAUCUGUCUGUGGAUGUGAUGGGAAUACAAAGUUAUAGCUUGAGGCUGAAACUAUGUAGGCGCUUUGUCGAUGAACCUGGAAAUAAUGCCCAGAUACUUG
This is a messenger RNA of Aspergillus heteromorphus CBS 117.55, 1668 nucleotides long. RefSeq names its product WD domain protein. Bases 1 to 1587 code for a protein of 528 amino acids. NCBI's taxonomy places the organism in Eukaryota, Fungi, Ascomycota, Eurotiomycetes, Eurotiales, Aspergillaceae. The record is from RefSeq and is a predicted model, not a curated record. Gene Ontology annotation, cellular component: nucleus. Gene Ontology annotation, molecular function: protein binding; DNA binding. The transcript has 3 exons. Gene Ontology annotation, biological process: regulation of DNA damage checkpoint.